Messenger RNA from Cottoperca gobio, 3745 nucleotides. Its product is annotated as cadherin-related family member 1. The record is from RefSeq and is a predicted model, not a curated record. The transcript has 17 exons. Gene Ontology annotation, biological process: homophilic cell-cell adhesion. Gene Ontology annotation, molecular function: calcium ion binding. The coding region runs from base 98 to 2662 and encodes 854 amino acids. Gene Ontology annotation, cellular component: plasma membrane. Lineage: Eukaryota; Metazoa; Chordata; Actinopteri; Perciformes; Bovichtidae.
GACGCCUCCAGAAAGGGCACGACUGCUCGCUCGCUGCUCGCUUUCCCUCCAACCAAGCCUUCCACAUGAGCCAGCCAAGCCUUGCCUCCCCACCAGGAUGAAGAAAGAAAAGAAAAUGCAUGCUUUACUGCUUCUCCUCCUGCUUCACUUCACCUUGGGGCAAUCAGACUAUGCUCCAUAUUUUUAUGAUAAUGGGCCCAGCAGUACACAUGGGAACAUGGCCUUGUUCAGCAUCUCUGAGGAUACACCAGUUGGGACACAGAUAUACAUUCUUAAUGGUACAGAUCUGGAGGGGGAUCCGGUGCGCUUUGGUCUGACUUUUGAAAAGGGCUCCAAAGAAUAUUUUAGGGUGGAGUCCAAGUCAGGAAACGUGACUCUGAUUCAGGAGCUGGACAGAGAGAAACAAGAUGAGAUCUCAGUGCUCGUGAGCAUAACAGACGGUCGCAAUAAAGUUGUUGAGACAGUUAGAGUUUUUGUCACUGAUGCCAAUGAUGAACCACCGGAAUUUCAAAACCUGCCUUUCAUUAUUGCAAUCCCAGAGGAUACUGCUCCGGGAAGUAGCGUCUACAAAGUCCAAGCAGUGGACAGAGAUAUGGGCUCAGGAGGCAGCGUCUCAUAUUAUCUCCAGACCUCACCGUUCGCCAAGUUUGCCAUCGAUGGGCACAGCGGGAUCAUCCGAGUCAAACCUGGUGAGACUUUGGACUACGAAAACACGCCCACUCACUUUGUGACGGUGGUUGCAAAGGAUGGAGGUGGAAAGAACAAAGGGAAGCACCAGGUUCUGUCCUCCACAGCCACCAUGACCAUCAAUGUACUGGAUGCCCAGGACAUGCCUCCGUCCUUCAUAGGAACCCCUUACUUUGGCUACGUCUAUGAAGUCUCACUUCCCGGUUCUGAAAUAUUCACUGUGUACGCUAAAGAUGGAGAUCAAGGCAACCCUAACUCAAUACAUUAUUCCAUUAUGAACGGUAGUGGCGGUGUCUUUGACAUAAACAGCACCAGUGGAUGCAUCACCCUGACAACUUAUCCAAUUCUGCUGACAAAUGAAUUAUAUGAAAUUAUAGUCAAGGCGUCUGAGGUAGGACCAAACGAUCAGCUGCUGGACUCCGAAGUUACCACGGUGACGGUCCGGGUGGUGGAUCUCAACAACCAUCCUCCGACCUUUUACGGAGAGAACGGACCACAGAUCAAGUUUGAGGUCACCAUGUACGAGCAUCCUCCUGCAGGGGAGAUCCUCCGAGGCUUUAAGAUCACCGUCAAUGACUCCGACCAGGGAGCAAACGCUAAAUUUAAGCUGAGACUCGUCGGGCCGAGUCGUGUGCUGCGAGUGGUUCCCCAGACGGUUCUCAAUGAAGCUCAGGUGACCAUUAUUGUGGAAGACACAUCUGGCAUCGACUAUGAAAAGGGACCAACCCUUUCUUUCAAGCUGCUGGCGGUGGAGAUCGACACUCCUGAGAGGUUCAGUGCGACAGCUGACAUAGUGAUCAACCUGAUGGACACCAACGACAACGUCCCCAAAUUCACGUCUGAGUAUUACAUCGCCCGAGUCCCUGAGAACUCUCCCGGAGGCUCCAGCGUUGUGUCUGUAACAGCGAAUGAUCCAGAUUCAGGGCCCUGGGGUGAAGUCAAAUACACGAUUUAUGGAUCAGGAUCAGAUUUGUUUUCCAUCCAGCCUUCAUCCGGCCUCAUCUCCACGCAGCCCUGGACCAGCCUGGACGCGGAGGUCAGGUCUAAGUACAACUUCUACGUCAAGGCGGAAGAUUCAGAGGGCAAGUACAGCCUGUCUGAAGUCUUUGUCACCGUCCUCGACAUGAACGACCACUCUCCGGCGUUUGAUGAGACACUCCUGGAGAAGACCAUGAUAAUUGGUACACCUGUCAGAGUAGAGGCAGUGGAUGAAGAUGCAGAGUCUCCGAACAACGUCAUCGAGUACUCCAUCAUGACGGCCGAUCCCGACAACGCGUUUGAUAUCAACGCAAAGACUGGGGAGAUCAAGCUGAAGCCGUACAUCAAGUCCAUGGAGAUUGUGCAGAACAUCACCAAGCAGAAGGACUGCAAGUGGUCUCUGGUGGUCCAAGCCAGGGACAGAGGCUCUCCAUCCUUCAGCACAACAGCUGUGGUCAACAUCGACAUCACAGAGGCGACUCCUCUCAAGGGGCCUAUGGCGGCCUUUUUAAUGAAAAGUAGGGACAAUCCUAUGAGAGCUCUAGGCAUGGUCAUUGUUAUCAUUAGCUUAUUGGUAGGGCUGACUGUCUUGAUCUCUACGGCUAUGUAUAUGCGCAACUUAAAGUCAAAUAGGAUCAUGCCGACACGCCGCAUCAUUAAGAGGCGACCCAAGGACCAGCAGCCCUGGAGCUUCAACAUGCCCGUUGUCAAAUUCAACAACCCUGCCGAUAAGUUCCUCAUUGUUGAUCAAGAGAGAACCACCAGCUGUAUGCGACCGAAGCCUCCACCCCCCAACGCUCCUCCGCCCCCAUGUAACACACGGCCCAAUGAGAGGCCUCGGGUGGUCCCGACAAUAUCCGGCGUGCUGGCCUCCAAAGGCUCCAAAAAAGCUAAAUCUAAUCGCCGCAAAGAGGGAAAUGUCAGCUCUGCUUUUGUGUCAGAGCUUAAAAUGAGACUUGAGCAGAAAAUCAUUGAGAACAACCAAGGUUACUAUUAACUCUGUCGUACAAACUUCUUCUCUAAGGUUCUUUGUGACGACUACAGUCCGAGAGUUUUCACCUGCAUGAGAUGAUCCGGUAGGUUAAACCUACAUGUAGAUUAUUCAUGAGUAAAUGGUAAAAGGGGGUGUAAUGUGAAGAUUUACAGAUAUGUACGUCUUAAGACGAGGUAUUUAACAGGUGGACAACCUCAGUUGUCCUGGCUUUGGUAAAGAGAGGACCUCUAUCUGUCUCUGGUGCAGUGGGAGAUAAUUCACCACACUGCCGUCUUGAGGAAGAUUACAUCAUUUUAGCAGUAAGAAGAACCAGGGAGAGGAUUACUAAGACUUACUGUGUAUACAUAAGUUGCAUAACUUUCCUGAAAAGUGUAAUUUAAUGUCUUUGACACAGAUGUAGGAUUUCACCCAAAAAAAUGUCUUCUUGCUCAUCGGAGCGUGCAGCUGAAUGACACGGCCAUGAAAAACGACACUGCUUCUUAUAAAGUGCUAAAGGACCUGUGUGUUAUUAUUUUUACUGUGUUACAUCAGAGGUCGCUCUUUUGUAUGAUUACAAUGUGCCACUGUAGGUUUUCACAGUAACCAGCUUACAGAGCUGCUUUUAUUCAUUUGAGUGUGUCAUUCUAGAAAAAAUGCUUUUAUAUAAAUAACAUUUCAAAUGUAUAUAUGCAUAUGUGACAAGAUAUGAACAUUUCCCCUGUUUUAUCUUGCAGCAGUAAAUAACAUACGGUACAAAUGAAACCAUCUAACUCCACUUAAGAGUUUUAAGCAGAGAUCCCGAUGUAUAUAAGCUGCUUGGACAUUUUCUUUGUAUAUAUAGAUAUAGAAAGUUAGAGUCUGUGUUGAACAUUUAGGUGUUACUUUCUAUGUUUCUCAUCAUGCCUUCAAAUGUAGGCAAAUACAAUUAGAGUCAUUUAAUAGCUGUAACCCAUACCUUGUAUCUGACUGUAUCUUAACUUAUAACUAUCUUAAAUAAGUUGAGUUAAACUACAGUAAAUAUCUAUAUAACUACAAAUAAAACUUGCCUGGUCCUUCAAAGUAACAUAUUUGUACUGUCUUUGUACUGUCUUGAUUUUGAAUAAAUAU